GCAUUCAAGCGGACAUGUUAAUUAUUAUGGUUGGAUUUUUACGUAAGGUGGUUUUCCUUAUCAUUAGAGUCCACGCGAGUUUGGUCUCCAUAUGAGUUGUUUUGACAACUUGACAAAAUUGUUACAUAUUUAAACUUUUGUCAAAAGUGAUAACAAAUAUUGUCGUUAUUAAAAAGUUAAAAAUAUUUAACUUAAUCGUGUAUGAAAAAGUAGUAAAAAAUGGAAGUGCCCAUUUUACUAAGCUUAAAAGAUAUUUGUUGUACGUGUCUAAGCAUCGAUAGGAAGCUUAAAAAACUAUGUGAAAUUGAGGAUGGAAUUAACAAUUUGUUUUUCUUACUUUCAUGUGAUUCGGAGGCUUAUGAGUUAUUAUGCUACAGAGAAGCGACAGAUCUCUACAUAUGCUGGGAGUGUACAGCGCUGUUGAACAGAUUGUCAAGGUUCCGAGAACAAGCGUGCACUGCUCAGAAACAGUUACAAGACAUGGUCGAUAACAAGAAACAUAAAUAUAAUCUACACAAGGGAUUAUCGGUUUUAUCACAAUGCCAUCAAAAUAUAUACAACUAUGAAUACCUUUUAAUAACAAAGGAUGAGAACCAAUCAGAUGACGAAUAUGCAAAUGAAUCAAUUAAAAGUGAUAGUGACCCAGAAUUCUUAUCAAUUCCAGAAAUCGCCAACUCGAGCAACGAUAUUGAGGAAAAACUAAAAGAAUCCGACAUAAAAAUAGACAAAUUGAUAACUUACGAUGAAUCAGAUGCAAAAGUUGAUGAAUCAGAUAUCACGAUUGGUGAAUCGGACAUAAAAGUUGAAGAGCCAGAUGUAGAAAUUGAUGAAUUGGAUUCAAAAAUAAAUGAAUCGGAUUCACAACCUGAGACAACACACGAAGAAGGUACUCAAAAUAAUUUAUUACAGAAAAAUGUUAAAAAGAAAAAGAUUGCGAUAAAGAAAUUAAUUGUGCAAGAAACUAUAAACUAUACAACAGUUAAAAUGACAGCAUCAGAGAUGAGAGAUAGUUUGAAGCAAAGAAGAGCAGAACAGAGCUUUGUAGAUGCAAUGUACAAAUGUGACUCAUGUAUGGAAGUAUAUCAGGACGCUGAAAGUAAACAAUUACAUGUCAACGAAGCACAUAAAAGGCUACCAAAUCACAAAAAAUGUGAUAUAUGCAAGACAUACGUCAGAGAUAAGUGGUAUGAAGAACACAGGAGCGAUCACUACUUGAAGUUUCAGUGCCAUUACUGCGACCACGUCUCAUACAACGUGCUGAUUAUUUUGAAGCAUUUGAGAGUUGGCCACGCCGUGAAAAAUGUGCCCGAGGAACUUAGACGGUUGAGAAAAAUAUCAUACUUAAAAAAUCCAGGCCUAAAGCCGUGGUCAGCAGAUGUGACGCCAGACAAGAAGACAACUGUGGGCUAUGUGUGCUCCGUGUGUAGUGAAUUCUUUGAGUGA
This is a messenger RNA of Melitaea cinxia (Glanville fritillary), 1443 nucleotides long. RefSeq names its product serendipity locus protein delta-like. The transcript is spliced from 5 exons. Gene Ontology annotation, cellular component: nucleus. Gene Ontology annotation, molecular function: zinc ion binding. The record is from RefSeq and is a predicted model, not a curated record. Lineage: Eukaryota; Metazoa; Arthropoda; Insecta; Lepidoptera; Nymphalidae. Bases 220 to 1443 code for a protein of 407 amino acids.